CGGGAGGUGGGGCGAGGGCCGCCGAGUUGCUCCUGACAACGGCGGCUGGCGGGGAGGAAGCGGCGAUGUCUGCUCUGAGGUACGCGGGGCUGGACGACACCGACAGCGAGGACGAGCUGCCUCCUGGCUGGGAGGAGAGAACUACCAAAGACGGCUGGGUUUACUACGCCAAUCAUGUUGAGCUGAAGACCCAAUGGGAUCACCCAAAAACAGGAAAGAAGAAACGUGUGGCAGGAGAUUUGCCUUAUGGUUGGGAACAAGAAACAGAUGAAAAUGGACAAGUGUACUUUGUUGAUCACAUAAACAAAAGAACCACAUAUCUGGAUCCACGGUUAGCAUUUACAGUUGAGGAGACAUCGGAGAAGCCAAACAUUCGGCAGCGAUAUGAUGGUAACAGUGCUGCUAUGGAAAUUUUACAAGGCCGAGACCUAAGUGGCAAAGUUGUCAUUGUCACAGGAGCCAAUUCAGGGAUUGGUUAUGAAACUGCACGCUCUUUAGCUUUGCAUGGAGCACAUGUUAUCCUGGCCUGCAGAAAUCGAGCUCGAGCCACUGAGGCUACACAAAAGAUACUGGAAGAAUGGCACAAAGCCAAGGUAGAAGCUAUGAUCCUGGACUUGUCUUCCCUCCAAAGUGUCCAGCAGUUUGCAGAAGCCUUCAAGGCUAAAAAACUACCCCUUCAUGUAUUGAUCUGCAAUGCCGCUGUGUUUGGCUCUCCAUGGCAAUUGACAGUAGAUGGCCUUGAAACCACUUUUCAAGUCAAUCACUUGGGGCAUUUCUACCUGGUGCAGCUGCUUCAAGACGUUCUGCGCCGUUCAAUACCUGCGAGGGUUAUUAUUGUAUCAUCUGAGUCACACAGAUUCACUGAUAUAAAGGAUUCCUCAGGGAAGCUGGAUUUUAGUCUGCUUUCCCCUGCUAAGAAAGAUUAUUGGGCCAUGCUAGCCUACAACCGUUCGAAGCUCUGUAACAUUUUCUUCUCGAAUGAGCUGAACCGCCGGUUGUCACCUCAUGGAGUAACAUCCAAUGCUUUGCAUCCAGGAAACAUGAUGUACUCCUCACUGCAUCGCAGCUGGUGGCUGUAUACCCUACUGUUUGCCUUGGCUCGUCCCUUUACCAAGUCAAUGCAACAGGGAGCAGCCACCAGUGUUUACUGCGCCGUUGCCCCAGAGUUGGAGGGCCUGGGAGGGAUGUACUUCAACAACUGCUGCCGGUGCCUGCCAUCGCAGGCAGCCCAAGAUGAAGCAUCAGCUUCUGCCUUGUGGGAGCUGAGUGAGAGACUGAUCCAUGAGCGAACUGGUGGCCACUCUGCAUAAUGUCCAGCCCGG
Messenger RNA from Pristis pectinata (smalltooth sawfish), 1322 nucleotides. RefSeq names its product WW domain containing oxidoreductase (gene wwox). The record is from RefSeq and is a predicted model, not a curated record. The transcript has 9 exons. Gene Ontology annotation, molecular function: protein binding; transcription coactivator activity. Bases 66 to 1310 code for a protein of 414 amino acids. Lineage: Eukaryota; Metazoa; Chordata; Chondrichthyes; Rhinopristiformes; Pristidae. Gene Ontology annotation, cellular component: cytoplasm; nucleus. Gene Ontology annotation, biological process: hippo signaling; positive regulation of transcription by RNA polymerase II.